Molecule: messenger RNA, 1482 nt
Organism: Sporisorium graminicola
Lineage: Eukaryota; Fungi; Basidiomycota; Ustilaginomycetes; Ustilaginales; Ustilaginaceae
Exons: 1
Coding region: 1-1482 (493 amino acids)
Source: RefSeq, a predicted model, not a curated record
AUGAUCCUACGGCCAUCACCCGGCCACGUUCGGGCAGUGAUGCGUGCCGCCGGCAAGGUGCGGUCUCGUCCCCGCCCUGCCAGUGCCAUCACACCCCCCGUUCGCAGCUACUCUGUCUACUCGACCGUCUCCCACACCACCAGCAUCCGAGGUGCUUCCCGGCGAGGGUUCCAUUCAGCUACCGCUUCCGCCACCCGCACUGCUCGCAGCGGCUCCGCUCUCACCGCUUUGCUGAAGCGUGUCCUCUCCACAGCAACACGAGCGGUCCGUAUCGCACCACACCGCUUGAGCAGCCCACGAGCGCUCUUCUCCGUGCUGCAAAGUGCUCGAGCAUACAAGGUCCAGUCUCCGCUGCUCAGGGGAGCCAUCGACGCGUUCCGGUCCAGCGCACAGAACACGUCCAGAAACAGUACCGCAAAUGCGUAUGCGCAGUUUACCCGCGGCAGCGUCAGCUUUGCGAGGGGUACACUCAGCGGCCUCGGCGCGAGACCUGCAGCGGGACAGCUGGGUUUGUCCACCGUAAGAGGUGGGGUCGGACUGCAGACUGCGCGCAAAUUUUCGUCCGGCGGAGCGAGGGUGUUCGAUAAUUUGAUCGUCAAUGCUCCGCUUGCGUUGAGGUUGAUGGGCGACGAGGUGGAGGACAAGGCCAAAUUGGCCAAGAGGCAGUCGGCCGUGUCGACCAGACGUUCGCUCACAGCGUCAGCGGGUGCCAGGAGGACGGGCGCCACGUUUGGUGCGGCCAAUCUGCCACGCAACGCUCUGCUGUUCGCCACCCGCGAGACGGCGCCCGAGAAGAGCGGUGCUAGCAGCUCGAAGUCGGCGUCAGCACCUGAAAGCGAGACUGCAGAGUUCGACCUUUACUUCCAGUUCCCGCAGCUCAUCCUCCCCUCUCCCGCUGCCGCCGCAGCUGCAUGUGUAGUCACAAUCCGACUCAUCGACCCGCUCUACGACGCGCUCGGCGGCCGCCCCCCCACCGAACCCACCAACGCCGCACACCCACGCCUUUUCGACCAAGCGUUCCUCCUGGACGCACAGACUGCGUUGGAGUACGAGCAUCGGCGCUACUUGCGUGCGAAGGCGGUGCUGCGCGUGCUGUGGGAUGCGGGGCUGGCCGAAGAGGUGGAUCUGGCCGACGACGCCGUCUGGACAGUGCGGGUGCGUGGAAUGGCGCCGGACGAGGUCAGGGACAGAGUGAGGCGUGGCGUCGGGUUUGCUUUUGAUGCAUGGUGCAGGUUCGAUACGGUGGGACAGGAGGAUGGGGAGGAUGGACAGAGUGUAGGAUUGGAUCUGUCGAUCGCGAGCGUGUCGUCGGCGUCAGAGUCGUUCGCGCAGCUGCUUUCCACGCCCCAGCUGUCGAGUUUGGAGCCGACGCUGGAGGAUGCAUCCGUGGCAGACGUGGACGUCAUCUCGUUGCCCGACUCGGGUGCAUUGUCGUCCUCGUCGGCGUCCUCGUCGCUAUUUGAUUCGCGUACGUCCAUGUAA